CGAGCAGAAGGCAUCGUUCGUGUCAGUGUAGUCAUGCUUAUUGGUUAGUGAACGUCAUGGCGCGCUCGUGUCUGCUCAGGACUACCACCGCCGCCGUCGGCCAGGUUUUUUUAAAACUGGCAGUAGUGCUUGUGUGCUGUGUCUGUAACUCUAGAGGACAAUAUGGCCAGUAUCCCUCCGUGUUCUCGCAGGGGAUACUCCAAACCUUCGAGCCCAUAGAGGCCGAUUCGGGCAGGACGUCGAGGUGCUACAACGAUAAGGGUUUGCCGCAGAAAUGCGUCCCAGAGUUCGUGAACGCCGCCUUCAGCCGCCCCGUGGAGGUGACCAAUACCUGUGGGGAGUACAGGCCGCAGGAGUACUGCCUGCAGACGGGCGGCUACGGCGCCCGCCAGGCGUGCGAGAUCUGCAAUGCCUACGUCCCCGAGCUGUCCCAUCCGGCCUAUUACCUGACCGAUUUCAACAAUAACGACAACCACACGUGGUGGCAGUCGGAGACCAUGUUCGAGGGCAUCCAGUACCCGAAUGAGGUCAACAUCACUCUCAGCCUAGGUAAGGCCUUCGACAUCACGUACGUCCGUCUAUUUUUCCGGUCGCCAAGACCCGAAUCCUUCGCCAUCUACAAGCGUACAGAGACCGACGGGGAGUGGAUCCCUUAUCAGUAUUAUAGCGCUACCUGUCGCGACACAUACGGCCUCCUCGAUUCAGACUACGUUCAGAAGGAGUUCGAGACGCGGGCGCUGUGCACGAGCGAGUUCUCCGACAUCUCGCCCCUGACGGGUGGCAACGUGGCCUUCUCCACCUUGGAAGGGCGCCCCUCCGCCUACAAUUUCGAGGACAGCGCUGAACUGCAGCCUGCAAUUGCAACGGGUACUCCAGCCGUUGCUACUUCGACCAGGAACUAUACGACAGGACGGGGCACGGAGGGCACUGCCUUGACUGCGCCGCCAACCGGGCAGGGCCAAAUUGCCAGAGAUGUCGGGACAACUACUACGAGCGCGAAGAUGGCGUCUGCAUCGCUUGCAACUGCAACGAAAUAGGGUCGCGAAGCCUCCAGUGUGCCAGCGAUGGCCUGUGCCAGUGCAAACCCGGCGUGACAGGUGACAAAUGCGACAAGUGUGCCGACAACUACUUCGAUUUUGGCCCUCAGGAUAGAGCAUUUGGAAUAGAGGGAUGCAAACCAUGCGGCUGCAAUGUGGCGGGUAGCCGUGACAACGAAGCAAGCUGCGACCCGACAAGCGGAGUUUGUGUUUGCAAGAAACACGUUGAGGGUCAGCAGUGUGAUCAGUGCAAACCUGGUUAUUUCAACCUGGAUCAAGGGAACGUCUUUGGAUGCACUCCUUGUUUCUGCUACGGCCACUCUUCGAUCUGUUCCUCAGCCCAUGGAUACUCGAAAGGAGUUAUGGUAAUACCAGUCACUGUUGAUUGUGUUGUUGAGAGUGGUUUUGUCCGUGGAGAAGAACGCUGGGGAGCACAAGAAUCCAGUGGACAGGAAAUCAAACUUAACUUCAACCCUGUGGUUCAGUCUCUCGGUGUUGCGGCUGUUGGAAGGGAAAAUGUUUACUUUGUUGCACCUGAUCGCUUCCUUGGCGACCAGAGAGCCAGCUAUAACCAUGAUCUAUCAUUUUUGUUAAGAAUUGGAGAACUCGGACCACAGCCUAGCACAGAGGACAUUAUUCUCGAAGGUGCUGGACUUACUAUUUCAGCACCUAUUUUUGCUCAAGGCAAUCCACUUCCAAGCACAGAGAAACAAGAAUAUGUGUUCCACCUUCAUGAAGACUCAAGAUUUGGGUGGUCCCCACGCCUUGUUUCACAUGACUUCAUGUCUCUUCUUUCAAACCUGACUGCGAUUAAGAUCCGUGGAACUUAUACUUAUGAUGGCAAAGGUUUCAUAGAUGAUGUAAAACUAGAAACUGCACGCAGAGGAGUUUUUGGUGACCCAGCAACUUGGAUAGAGAUGUGCACUUGUCCAGAUGGUUAUGUUGGUCAGUACUGUGAAUCUUGCGCUCCAGGAUACCGCCAUGAACCCUCAAACGGUGGACCAUUUGCUUCAUGUAUUCCUUGCAACUGUAACAAUCAUGCUGACAUUUGUGAUUCAGAAACAGGGCGAUGUAUAUGCCAGCAUAAUACUGCUGGUGACACGUGCGAGCGUUGUGCUAAAGGAUACUAUGGGAAUGCGUUAAAAGGAACACCUGAUGACUGUCAGCCCUGCCCCUGUCCGAAUGGAGGUGCUUGCUUUUUACUACCAGAUGACCAAGUUGCUUGCCUGGAGUGUCCUAAAGGAUAUGCUGGUCCUCGGUGUGAUCUGUGCACAGACGGCUUCUUCGGAGACCCCAAAGGCCGCCAUGGUCCUCCUCGACCAUGUGAGCGAUGUGACUGUAAUGGCAACAUUGAUCCUAAUGCUGUGGCAAAUUGCAACAGAACAACAGGAGAGUGUCUGAAAUGUAUUUACAAUACAGGCGGAUUUUACUGUGAUCAGUGCCUGUCAGGAUUCUAUGGUGAUGCCCUGGCACUUCCAAAAGGUGAUUGUCGUCCAUGCCACUGUAAUGUCUAUGGUACUGUGUCUGAAAGAUAUGGCCCUCCAGUUUGUGAUCAAGUAACUGGCCAGUGUCAAUGCAAGCCACAUGUUACAAGUCUCAAAUGUGACCAGUGUGAUCCAGGGUACUGGAAUCUCACAAGUGGAGUCGGAUGUGAACCUUGUAGUUGUGAUCCAGUCGGGGCUACAAAUGGAACCUGUGACGUUCACAGUGGUCAGUGCUUCUGUCGUGAAGGUGUCACUGGUCGAAAGUGUGACAUGUGCGAGCCUUUCCACUAUGGGUUUUCGCGUGAAGGUUGUAAGCCUUGCGACUGUGACCAUGUUGGUUCAGUUUCCUUACAGUGUGAUGCUACUGGUCAGUGUCAGUGCCGUGAAAAUGUUGAGGGACGCAGGUGUGAUCGCUGUCGAAAAAAUACGUAUGACAAACAAGCUGGUUGUCGGGAUUGUCCGCCCUGUUACAACCUAGUCCUGGAUAGUGUCAGUAUCCACGGAGAGCGGUUGGCUGAGCUUGAACGCCUUCUAGCUGACAUUGUGAGCAAUCCAACUGUUCUCAGUGAUGAAGCUUUUGAGGAAACUCUAAGGUCUGUCUUGGUUCAAGUUGAGGAAUUAUGGAAUGACGCCAGAGAAGCAGCAAAAUCAGGCGGAGACAGAACAGUGGCAGAGCACAUCGAUGAGCUAAACGAACGUAUCUCUGGUGUCCAAGAACUGUUAGCUAAGAUAAGAGAAGCUUUAACCAAAGGAUCUAACUUUGCCAAGCAGGGUGAAGUCAACAUUACCCAAGCAGAAGAUAUAAUCCAAAGAGCUAGAGAAGCAUUGUCAAAUGCCCAAAUCUAUCUUGAUGUGCAAGGAAUGGAUGCUCUCAAUAAAGCAGUUGACAGAUCAAACCAGUUCGGCCAACAGUCAGCACGUAUGUCUGAAAUAGCAAGAGAAGCACGAUUGUUAGCAGAUGAACAUGAAAAGGAUGCAGAUAAUAUUGAAGGCAUUGCAUAUGAGGCCCGCAACACAUCAAGUGAAGCACAUGCCUUAGCUCGCAAAGCCAUAGAUGAUCAGAAAAAAAUAAGUGAAGUGAUCAAGGGUCUGAUCAAUAAUGCUGUUGACCUGUCAUCAUUGCACGACGAGACCAUGCAAAUGGCCAACGAAUCGCUGGUUUCUGCUAGAAAUGUGUACCGUGAAGCUUUAGCGAUCAGCACUGAAGCUUCAAGUAUCGCUAUUCCCGUUAUUGAUGCAGCUUCACUUAGAGAGCAAGCUGCAGAGAUUGGUGAAGAAGCAGAACGCAUUAAGAAAGAGACAAAGGAUUUAAUGGAUCAAAGAAGUGAUCUUAUUGUAGAUGUUGAGGCUCAGCUCAUAGAAACUUCAGAUCUAGUAGAACAAGGCUGGAUUCAGCAGCAGAUAACAUCUGAACUCCUGGCAGAUACAUUUACAGCAGAGGGCCAAGCAAAGGAUGCUAUCAAGAAGGCUGAGAAGAUAUUAGCAGAAGCUAAGAACACUUUGACAGUUCUUGAAGGAUUUGAUAAACAAGUGCAAGAAAGUCGUGAAGAAGCACAGGAUGCCCUAAGUAAAGUAGAAGAAAUUGAAAAAAUGAUUGAAGAAGCUGAAGCUCGAACAAAGGAAGCAGAAGAUGCUCUAAUGGGGGCCGAGUCUGAUGCUAAAGAUGCACGAGACACAGCGGUUGAAGCUCAGGGUACCGCAGAAGAGGCCAGCAAACAAGCUGGUGAUGUUCGUGUCAAAGCAGACGCCACCAAGAGCGAAGCUAUCUCUUUGAGGGAUGAAGCUGAAGACUUAUCAAGUAGGGUAACUAGUACUGAUUCUAAUGUACGACUCUACGAGGCACAAGUAGAAGCAGAUCGACAGCAAGUCAUGGAAGCUCAAGAAAAGGCUAACCAAGCUAAAGAUAGAGCAAACGAAGCAAGUGCUCGAGUCCGUGAAGCUCAAGAACUAGUUCAGGAAAUCUUGGGUAUACUGGAACACUCACCAGAUUUGAACCCUGAUGAGUUAGCUGCUUUAGAAAGGAGGCUAGAACAAGCGCAGCAGACGUACUAUCAGAGUGGUGUAGAAGCUGUUGUUAAUGAACUCUCUGAGUCUCGAAGUUGGCAGGAGCGACAGAUAACACUUUACGAAGAAGAAAUAAAACGACUGCGUAUUGAAGUGACUAAUAUAUACGAAAUUAAGAUUUCGCUUCCUGAUGGUUGUUAUAGUCAAACUAAACUAGAACCUUAAGGUUAUCUUCACAUUGUAAUAUAUCAAAAAACUUUUUUUUUUUAUUUCAGUCAAAUGAACAAGGGUUGACUUACAGUGUCUCCGAGUUUUCGCUAUUUUUAUAACUAGUCUUGUAUAAACUGAAAAUGAACAAAUUGAAAGUCAGCAUUUUGUUAUUACUGUACAAAAAUUGUGUGAUUUAGGAACCUACUUUCUUGCAGCCUGACAAUAACAUAUAUAUAUUUUUUUUUCAUAUUUCACAGAGGAAUGUAAUUACAGGUUAUUUUUAGUCAUUUUUUAAGUCAUUUUCAGCAGCGUAAAAUAUAGGUUGUAAGGUACUUAAACUAACAAAAAAUCCAGUCGCUUCUUCUGCGUUGCAUUAUUUUAUCUUUCAAGAAGAUGAUUUAGAUGUUAAAUGAUGUAUGUGAUCAAGUGUGUUGUGUGUGAGAUAUUAGUUAUAGUUUUAGGUAUUCUUUUGCCCACUGAAUUGCUUAGGUAGAUAUUCAAAAACCCUUUCAGGUGUACAGUCAGUGGUACUACAGACACCCAUUGGGAAUAUAAAUAUUAAGAAUUGUUUGUCUUCCUUUCUUUUGAACAAAAGCACAGUAUUUCUGACUCGUAUUUAAUGGUUUUGUGUAAAUCUGUUUAAAAAUAGUUGACUUUUUUUCAAAACAGCACUUGAUACUCUUAACAGACUUAAUACAGAUUUAACCAAAGAUUAUUUUGAAUGUUUAAACUUUGAAAAUGUUCUUACAUAGCACAAACUGCCAUUUUUAUAUUUUAAUAUAGCAUAAGUCGUGGUUGCCAACAUUAGAAUACAUGUAUUCGUUUAGUUAUAAUUAAAACUUUUUUAGUACA
Messenger RNA from Macrobrachium nipponense, 5587 nucleotides. RefSeq names its product laminin subunit gamma-1-like (gene LanB2). Gene Ontology annotation, biological process: substrate adhesion-dependent cell spreading; tissue development; animal organ morphogenesis. Gene Ontology annotation, cellular component: basement membrane. Lineage: Eukaryota; Metazoa; Arthropoda; Malacostraca; Decapoda; Palaemonidae. The record is from RefSeq and is a predicted model, not a curated record.